AUGUCCGACAAAGACCUCCUCAACAUCGUAUCCCAAGAACUCGCCGGGACUCAGUAUGCCUCGUCCUCUCUAACCCCACUAAGCGGGGGAACCGCCAACUUUGUCUAUCGGGCUCAGCUCGAUCAACCGCUCCCAGAUGGAACAGAAUCCGUUAUAGUGAAGCAUACAGAGGCAUUCAUUGCUCUUAACCGGGAAUUCAAACUCCCGGCUGAACGCUGUCUUUUCGAGGAAUCCAUCUUGAAGGCUCUCGAUGGGUUGCCUAGCAAACAGAACAGAAGCAACAGUUCUGAUGUGCAAACUCAGGAAGUGACAGUCAAAACGCCUCGUCUCUUCUCCUUCAAUCGCGAAACCAACACUGCUGUUAUAGAAGAUCUUCCCGAUUCCCUGGACCUCAAGUCCUUCUUAAUCUCCACAGCCGCUUCCAACAACCUGACUCAAGAAUGGGCAUCCUCCAUAGGUCAUGCACUAGGGAAUUGGCUACAAUCAUUCCAUCACUGGGCUGAUAAUGAGGCCCAGUCUGGGGUGGCGGCCGAGAUGGACAAGAACCAGUAUAUGCGAGACUUGAAAUUCAUGGUCAACUAUGAUGCUCUGGUGAAUACAAUUGAUAAAUACCCGACUAUACUAGGAAAUUCCCGGGAAGUGUUCAGCAAGGUUCGGGAAAUGGCGGCCGGAGAGCUGAGUCGAAAGGACGGAAAUGGGUUUGGGAUAAUUCACGGUGAUUUUUGGUCGGGAAAUGUCCUCAUCCCCAAAACCGCCCUCGAGCAACCAAAUCACCUUCCUCUAUUCAUCAUCGACUGGGAACUUUGCCACUGCGGUGCUCGUGCCCUCGAUCUGGGCCAAAUGUUCGCUGAGCUCUACCUGUUGAAGCAUUUCAAGGAUAUCGAUGCGGCGACGUGGAUUAUCCAAGGCUUCAUGAAGGGAUACCAGAACCUGGAUGAUGAGACGGCCUUUCGGGUAUUGAUCCACGUUGGCGUCCAUUUCAUUGCCUGGGCACCUCUAAUUCCUGGCUGGGGUACCUCGCAGCAGGUUGAAGAUGCUGUUCGUCUGGGUAGAGAUAUCGUCACCAAGGCCUGGGGAAAGGACAGGAGCUGGUUUGAAGGAGUAUGGAAGUCAUUGUUUCGAGAUCGGUAG
This is a messenger RNA of Aspergillus luchuensis, 1131 nucleotides long. RefSeq lists its product as uncharacterized. The coding region runs from base 1 to 1131 and encodes 376 amino acids. The transcript has 3 exons. The record is from RefSeq and is a predicted model, not a curated record. Lineage: Eukaryota; Fungi; Ascomycota; Eurotiomycetes; Eurotiales; Aspergillaceae.